This is a messenger RNA of Penicillium angulare, 1929 nucleotides long. Its product is annotated as flavin-containing monooxygenase. The record is from RefSeq and is a predicted model, not a curated record. The transcript has 3 exons. NCBI's taxonomy places the organism in Eukaryota, Fungi, Ascomycota, Eurotiomycetes, Eurotiales, Aspergillaceae. Gene Ontology annotation, molecular function: oxidoreductase activity. The coding region runs from base 1 to 1929 and encodes 642 amino acids.
AUGUCAGAUCUCAAAAAUGAGGAUAAUGGGGCCAUUUCGACGCUUAACGGAGAUUUCGAGAAGCUCAAAGUGGAUGAUGUGAGAGCCCGCUACGAGGAAGAACGACAAAAGCGUCUCCGCGACGACGGAAACUCCCAGUUCAUCCAAGUCGAGCAAUCAGCAAAUUGUAAGCGCUUUGCCGAUGAUCCAUGGGCGGACCCGGCAGACAUUCAGCCCCUUGAAGCCAAGUUUCCCGAUAAGCGAAGCGAAAUGCUCAUCAUCGGUGCCGGGUGGGGCGGUAUCCAGAUCGCUGUCCGCAUGAUUGAAGCUGGGAUCCCAGCGCAGGAUAUCCGGAUGAUCGAUCCAGCUGGUGGCUUUGGUGGGACCUGGUACUGGAACCGCUUUCCUGGUCUGAUGUGCGAUAUCGAGAGCUACAGUUAUCUUCCAUUUUUAGAGGAGACGGGCUAUGUGCCUAAGCAUCGAUACUCGUACGGCCAAGAGAUUCGCGAAUAUGCCAAUCUUGUUGCCCGGAAAUGGGGAUUGGUGGAUUCUGCUGUCUUCAAAACCCAGGCAAAGGAAAUUGUUUGGGAUGAUGAUGCUAAAGAUUGGGUUGUCCAACUGAUUCAGCGUCAAAAGGACCCCCAGGAGACGGAAUCUGUUGAGAAUCUGGAAAUUCGCUCAAAGUUUGUGACCAUCUCUACUGGUCCGCUGAAUUGGCCGAAGUUGCCCAAUAUCCCGGGUAUCCUGGAUUACAAGGGUGGUAUCUUUCACGCAGCACGUUGGGCUUACGAUGUGACUGGUGGCUCUCCAACAGAUUCAUCCCUCCUUAAUUUGAAGGACAAGAAUGUUGCGAUUGUUGGCACAGGAGGUACAUCAGUGGAAAUUGUUCCACACCUCGCAAAGUGGAGUAAGAACCUCUACGUCAUUCAACGAACACCAGCAUCAGUGGGCUUCCGUAAUCAGCGCGAGACUGAUGAAGAAUGGUUCCGCUGGCAACGCGAGCGAAUGCGGAACUUCCACCAGCAUUUCACUCUGGGAGAAAAGCCAGCUGUGAAUCUUGUUGACGACGAGUGGACUCGAGCUCCUGGCUUGGUUGGCCUGACUGGCAACGUGGAAGGACCAAAGUCACCCGAGGAGAUCCCUGCAUACCUAGCAAAGCUGGUUGAGGCAGACAUGCCGUAUCAGAAGCAGAUUCACAGUCGUAUAGAUACAGAGGUGAAAGAUCCGGUUGUGGCUGAGAAGCUUAAGCCCUGGUACCCGAUAUGGUGUAAACGACCGUUGUUCCAUGAUGACUACCUCCAGACCUUCAAUCGAGAAAACGUCACUCUCGUGGACACCGAGGGCAAGGGUAUCACAAGUAUGACCGAAGACUCGAUUGUGAUUGGCGACAAAGCCCACAAAGUCGACGUAGUCAUCUUUGCAACAGGCUACCUUGCCCCGCCCGCAGGUACCCCAGCCGAGAAAGCCAACAUGACAGUAAUUGGCCAGAACGGAGUCUCCAUGACCGAGGAAUGGCCUCGCGUUGGUCCUACUACCCUCCAUGGCGUGAUCGAUGCCAAGUUCCCGAAUCUGUUCCUUGCUGGUCCACAGCAGGCGGCCACCAGCGGCAACUACCGUUUCAACCUUGACGAAUACGCAAAGCAUAUGGCAUACAUAUUGACCGAAUCGAAGCGUAGGGCCAAUGACGCUCCCUUUGUUGUUGCACCGUCGGCAGAGGCGGCGGAGGAUUGGGCCAUGCAAGUCACCAUGCGCUCUGCGCCCAUGGCAGUGGCAAUUGGGUGUACCCCAGGAUACUUCAAUUUGGAAGGUGAGCUGGACCGUAUUCCGUCGGAGUACCAGAUGGUUCUAGCACGAUCGGGGCUUUGGGGCUCAGGAAUUGAGGACUGGAUUGGCGUGAUUGAAAGAUGGCGAGCAGAUGGCAACAUGGAGGGAAUUGUUGUCUCCCCUUAG